This is a messenger RNA of Cariama cristata (Red-legged seriema), 2847 nucleotides long. RefSeq names its product centrosomal protein 170kDa (gene CEP170). The annotation marks the transcript as partial. The transcript has 8 exons. Lineage: Eukaryota; Metazoa; Chordata; Aves; Cariamiformes; Cariamidae. The record is from RefSeq and is a predicted model, not a curated record. Gene Ontology annotation, cellular component: centriole.
GUAUUUGGAGUGGAUGACAGCCAGGAUUAUAAUAGGCCUGUUAUCAACGAGAACCAGAAAGAUUUAGUAAAAGAUUGGGCUAUAAAUUCUGCUACAGUAGUGCUGGAAGAAAAAAGACCACUGAGUACAACUGGAUUUCUUGACACAGAGGAAAGUUCUAGUGCCCCUGGAAGUAAACGUUGGGUAUCACAGUGGGCCAGUUUGGCUGCUAAUCACACACGUCAUGACCAAGAUGACAUCAGAUUGGAGUCAUCCGUGCCUGCUCCAUUAGAAAAUGACACAGACAUCAGUGAAUCUGGUGUUUCCGUUAGAAGCACUGGUUCAGCUGCUUCUAUGGCCAGCCAAGGUGAGCGAAAGCGGAGGACACUGCCACAGCUUCCAAAAGAGGAGAAAGUGAAUGAAAGCUCAAAAGCAAAAACUACAUCUCAACAGAGAUCAGAAAUAGGUGAAAAGCAAGACACUGAACUUCAGGAGAAAGAAACUCCAGCUCAUGCCUCAGAUACUGACAGCAGAAGUAUAGCUAAGUCAAGCAGAACAAUGAAUGGUCUUUCACCCAGAGCUACUGGAGACAAAAUUUUUUCUUUCCCCAGCUCUUCCAGUAAAGAGAGAGUUGAAACUGGCAGAGAAACCUCUGUGGAUAAACAAGCUUUGGCAAAAAUUCAACAACAAGAAAGAAAGGAGCAAGGACACUGGAUGCCCACAAAAUUAUUCUCCACAAAAUCUGCUGCAAACCGGGUUGAGAAGGGUAGGGAGGAGAUUGCUAUGUCACCCAAAACUUUGGAUAAUCAAGACAAAGCUCCUGGACAUGUUACAGAUAAAGCGGAAAUGAAGUUGGUGCAGAGUGAGGGAAAAAGAAGAAUAACUGAGGAAACUAUUAAAGGACAAAGUCCUAAAGCAUCUGGAGGAGAAAAAAAGGAAUCUUCAAAACCACUAGUGAGGCAAGGCAGCUUUACUAUAGAUAAGCCUAGCACAAAUAUACCUAUAGAACUUAUUCCUCACAUUAAUAAGCAAAGUGGAUCUGCUGCCCCUUUAGCAUCUGCAAACAGGAUACGUGACAGAAGUGAUUCAAUGGACACUGAUUCCAGCCUAGAUACAACACUCAUUUUAAAAGACACAGAAGCUGUAAUGGCUUUCCUUGAAGCUAAAUUGCGAGAAGAAAAUAAAACCGAUGAAGGUCCUGAGACUCCUAGCUAUAACAGAGAUAAUUCCAUAUCGCCAGAAUCGGAUGUAGAUACAGCCAGCACAAUCAGUCUCGUUACUGGUGACGCAGAAAGAAAGCCCACACAGAAGCGGAAGAGCUUUACAACUUUAUAUAAAGAUAGAUGUUCCUCUGGUUCCCCUUCAAAGGAUGUUUUAAAGUCCUCCUCAACAAGUGCCAGAGAAAAGAUGGAAAAAAAAGCUAAAAGUCGAUCUUCAGAUGGUGGGUCUAGAACUGAUGCUCGCAAAACUGUGCAAUCCAGUGGAAGAAUGAGACAACCAUCAGUAGAUUUGACAGAUGAUGACCAAACAUCAAGCGUACCUCAUUCCGCCAUUUCUGACAUCUUAUCAUCUGACCAGGAAACCUACUCUGGCAAAUCACAUGGAAGGGUUCCUUUUGCCUCAGCAGAUGAACUUCUACAUUCCAAGAUGGAAGGCAAGUCAGCUAAAUCAAAAACCUCUCCUGUUGCACUUGGGCAAUCCAGUAAAUCUACCACUCUUCCAAGACCUCGUCCCACAAGGACUUCUCUCUUGCGCAGAGCACGGCUUGGUGAAGCCUCAGAUAGUGAGCUUGCUGAUGCUGAUAAGGCUUCAGUGGCUUCUGAAGUGUCCACUACAAGUUCUACUUCAAAACCUCCAUCAGGGAGGAGAAGUAUUUCCAGAAUAGACUUACUUGCUCAGCCUCGCAGAACUCGACUUGGCUCUUUAUCAGCACGUAGUGAUACUGAAGCAACAAUAACUAGAAGCACUGCCUCAUCUCGUACCCCAGAAGCUAUUAUCAGAAGUGGUGCAAGGUUAACAUCAGCGGGAGAUAGUAGUAAAGUUUCUGCUAGAACUCGAGCCAAUAGCAUUUCUCGACUUUCAGAUUCAAAAUCAAAAUCUUUGGCUUCAGCUCAUAAUUCUCCCUCAGUAAGUGCAAGAUGGAGGCGCUUUCCUACAGAUUAUGCUUCCACCUCAGAAGAUGAAUUCGGAUCAAACCGUAAUUCCCCUAAACAUACCCGUCUACGUACCUCUCCAGCCCUGAAAACCACGCGACUGCAGAGCACUGGGACAGCAGCUCAAAGUAGCAAUACCUUCAAGCACAGAAUAAAGGAACAGGAAGACUACAUUCGUGACUGGACUGCUCACCGAGAAGAAAUAGCAAGGAUCAGUCAAGAUCUGGCUCUCAUCGCACGGGAAAUCAACGAUGUAGCAGGAGAGAUAGAUUCAGUGACUUCAUCAGGCACUGCCCCCAGUACCACAGUAAGCACUGCUGCCACCACCCCUGGCUCUGCCAUAGACACUAGAGAAGAGUUGGUUGACCGAGUAUUUGAUGAAAGUCUCAAUUUUAGAAAAAUCCCUCCACUAGUGCAUGCCAAACCACCAGAGGGGAAUGGUCGGCAUAAUGAUGCUAGACCUCAGCUAACAGAUGCCCUUGAUCCCCCAACAAUUACCCGGAGAAGGACUUGGAGCAGAGAUGAAGUUAUGGGGGACAGUUUGCUGUUGUCCUCAGUCUUCCAGUUUUCUCGCAAGAUAAGACAAUCCAUAGACAAAACAGCUGGCAAAAUCAGAAUAUUAUUUAAGGACAAAGACAGAAAUUGGGAAGAAAUUGAAAACAAGUUGCGAGCUGAAAGUGAAGUUCCUAUUGUGAAAACAUCGAGCAUGGUAUGA